Galeopterus variegatus (Sunda flying lemur) is the source of this 1506-nucleotide messenger RNA. Its product is annotated as T-cell differentiation antigen CD6-like. The transcript is spliced from 8 exons. The annotation marks the transcript as partial. Gene Ontology annotation, cellular component: membrane. Lineage: Eukaryota; Metazoa; Chordata; Mammalia; Dermoptera; Cynocephalidae. The record is from RefSeq and is a predicted model, not a curated record.
CUCCUCCUGCCCGCGGGCAGCCCCGAGAGGAUUCCCAGUCCUGCCCGCCGUGUUUCGGCCCCUCUCACUGGGCCCACAGCCCGGCCCACCACCGUGCUGCCGGGUCGCGAUCACCCCUCCCGGCCCCGCCCAGCCCCGUGCCCCGCCAUCCACAAACCCUUCCCACCCCCAGAGAACCGCGCGCUGCGCCUGGUGGACGGUGGCGGCCCCUGCGCCGGCCGCGUGGAGAUGCUGGAGCGCGGCCAGUGGGGGUCCGUGUGCGAUGACACGUGGGACCUGGAGGACGCCCACGUCGUGUGCCGGCAACUGAGCUGCGGCUGGGCAGUCCAGGCCCUGCCCGGCUUGCACUUCGCGCCCGGCCGAGGGCCCAUCCACCGGGACCAGGUGAACUGCUCCGGGACCGAGGCCUACCUGUGGGACUGCCCGGGGCUGCCGGGAGACCACUACUGCGGCCACAAGGAGGACGCGGGCGUGGUGUGCUCAGAGCACCAGUCCUGGCGCCUGACCGGGGGCGCGGACCCCUGCGAAGGACAGGUGGAGGUGUACUUCCGAGGGCUAUGGAGCACCGUCUGUGACAGCGAGUGGUACCCGCCGGAGGCCGACGUGCUCUGCCGGGCCUUGGGCUGUGGGACCGUGGUCGAACGACCCAAGGGUCUGCCCCACUCGCUGUCGGGCAGGAUGUACUACUCCUGCACCGGAGCGGAGCCCACACUUGCCAACUGCUCCUGGCGGUUCAACAACUCCAACCUCUGCAGCCAGUCGCUGGCAGCCAGGGUCCUCUGCUCAGGUUCCCGGAGUCUGCACAAUCUGUCCACCGAAGUCCCUGCAAGUGUCCAGUCGGUCACUCUAGAAUCUUCUGUGACUGUGAAAAUGGAAGACAAGGAAUCUUGGGAGCUAAUGCUCCUCAUCCUCUGCAUCAUUCUGGGAAUUCUCCUCCUUGCCUCACUCAUCUCCAUAGUCUUCAUCCUCUUGAGAGUUAAAGGAAAAUAUGUUCCCAAGCUGCCCAUCCAGGCCCAGGCCCCACCCCCCAAGGACUCGGACUCCAGCUCGGACUCAGACUAUGAGCACUAUGACUUCAGCGCCCAGCCUCCUGUGGCCCUGACCACCUUCUACAAUUCCCAGCGGCACCGGGUCACGGAUGAGGAGGUCCAGCAGAGCAGGUUCCAGAUGCCGCCCUUGGAGGAAGGACUUGAAGAGCUGCAUACCUCCCACGUGCCAGCUGCCAUCCCCGGACACUGCGUUGCAGAGCCCCUCCCCCUAGGCCCUCAGCACCACCCAAGGAGCAGCAGUGGGUCCAGCACAUCUUCCGGGGAGGAUUACUGCAAUAGCCCCCACAGCAAGCCCCCUCCAUGGAACCCCCCUGGGUUUUCUUCAGAGAGGAGGCCAUUCCUGGAACAGCCCCUGAACCUGGAGCUGGCUGGCUCCCGGACAACCUUUCCAGGGUCCCACAGUCCCCAGCCCGACUCCACCGACAAUGAUGACUAUGAUGACAUCGGAGCAGCCUAG